GUGCUCAUCGGGCCGAGGCAGGUCUCCAUGGGCAAGAUGUGCGGCACCAUCACGAACCGUACCAUCACCACCAACUCCACGUCGGUCACGGUGGUCUUCAAGUCGGACGAGUCGUACGAAGAGAAGGGCUUCUUCCUGGAGUUCUCCGCGGACACUGGUGUCGCGGAGCUCUCAGAGAACGCGUGCGGAGACACGUUCACAGCCGACGAGGGCAACGUGACGAGCCCCGGCUACCCCUUCGAGUACCCGGACAACAGCAGCUGCUGGUCGCUCAUCAACGUCGAACCCGGACGAGUCAUCGUCAUGCGAUUCAAGGUCAUCGCGCUCGAGUUCGACGAGACAUGCGCCUUCGACUACGUCGAGAUCUUCGACGGCUCUACCGAAGACUCUCCGUCUUUCGGCCGCUUCUGCGGGGACUCCCAGAAGCGGAUCCUUCGCUCCACGAGCAGCAGCGUGCUGGUGCACUUCAAGUCUGACGACCUGCUCAGCAAUCGUGGCUUCCUGCUUCAGUACGAGAGCAACAGCGGAGGCAUCAAGGUCAGCCACGACGGAGGUUGCGUCGUGGCCUCCGACUCGGAGAACGGCACCGUGGCCACGCCCAACUACCCCAACAGGUACCCGGCCUCGACCCACUGCCUGCUCGACCUGGAGGCCCCGCGAGAGGCCAAGGUGGCGCUGCGGUUCGUCGACUUCUCGCUGGAGCCGGACGCGAACUGCACCUUCGACUUCGUGGAGAUCUGGGACGGACACCAGGAUGGUUGGCGAUCACUUGGACGACUGUGCGGUGACAAGGGUGAAAUGAAGGAGCUGGUCACCUCGGAGAACCGCAUGCGAGUGAAGUUCUACAGCGACAACUUCUCCGAAUUCCGAGGAUUCUUCGCGAAUUUCUACCUCGUCUCCGCGGCUGAUAAACCGGAAGUGGAAGACGCCAAGACUGUGAUCAUGCGCAAGAACUCCCUAGUUCCUGCUCGCGAGUUGAUCGAGGAAAUCUCGCCCGAUGAGACGGUGGCUGGUGACGACCAGAGGAUACUCAAAUGCAUUCCAAAAGUUCCCGGAUCCAGUGUCAAGUGGUUCAAGAACGAGACGGUGUUGAACGGUACCAUGCCGCUGCCCCACCUUUACCUGGUAUCGCCGAGCACGCUGUGGAUUCGGCGCAUGCACUCGGACCUGGCUGGCAGCUACACAUGCUUGGUCAGCACGGAGGACCGCGAAGCCAUGGCGACAACCCUUGUCGUCAUGGCCGGAACGAAGCCGCGCAGCAAGUGCAACGUCUUCUUUCGCAAGAGUCCCAAGGACCAGGAAAUCCCCCACGGCGAGACGGCCAUCAUGCAUUGCACGGCCCAGGCCCCGCAGCGGCCUUCGUCCGACGUCAAGAUUAGCUGGCUGCGCAAUGGGCUGCCGUUCCCGACCAGCAGCCGGUACCGGGAUCUGGGCAACGGGCUGGUCUACAUCAGCGACGCCAUGCCCAAGGACUCCGCCGUGUACACUUGCGUGGCCACCGACCGCCGCAAUAACUGCACUGUGCAGGAGUCCGCUCUGCUCAGGGUGCUACCCAGGGUUAACAUCGAAGAGAUCUGCGGAAUUCCGUUCGUGGGACGUCCCAACAUGUCGAAGCCGCACGUCGAGCAUGGAAAAAUUGUCGGCGGAAUGGACUCCCUCAAAGGUGCCUACCCAUGGCAGGUGAUGUUCUGGACGGACUUGCGCAAGGCGUUCUGCGGCGGAAGCCUGGUGAACGACCAGUGGGUGCUCACGGCUUCGCACUGCUUCAAGAGGGACGAGAUUCGCAUAGACGAAGUGGAAGUGAGGCUGGGAAAGUACGACCAGACCGUGGUCGAGCCGCAGCAGGUGGUCACCAAGAUUGCUGACGUGCACUUCCACCCGAACUUCAACGUGAACACGUUCGACAACGACAUCGCGUUGGUGCAGCUUGCCGACCGGGUGACCUUCACGGACUACAUCCUGCCCGUGUGCCUGGGCGAGAGCGCGACCAUCGAGCGGGACUAUUUUAGCUCGGGAGACGUGCAACUAGGCACCGUGACUGGCUGGGGACAGCUCACCGAAAGCGUCAACACGCUUCCUCGGUACCUGCAGGAGAUCAGGCUGCCCAUCAUCGACCACAAGACCUGCCAGGCGUCCACGCAGUACCCGGUGACAAGGAACAUGUUCUGCGCGGGCUACAAGCAGGAGAUCGUGGGCGACGCGUGCAAGGGUGACAGCGGUGGUCCCUUCGUGAUACAACGCAAGAACCGCUGGUACCUCAUCGGUAUCGUCAGCUGGGGCGUCGGAUGUGGCCGCAAGGACCACUACGGCUACUACGCCAAGGUCAGCAACUACCACAGCUGGAUCAAGGAGAAGAUUCUCUACUAAAACAAACGCGUGUACACUGUGUUCCUCUUUCGAGUAAGAAGAUGUGAGCUCAGGACUGCAGCUCAACGAUUACGGGCAACGUGUGACACGUGAACCUGAUGACGGUGAUGCUUCUCACGAGAAGGGUGCUGCGUUGUGUGUCAUCAGAGGGUUGACAGUUAUCACGACGUUUGUCGGGCCGUGUCGUCAUCUUGAGUGACACGCAUACGACGUUCCUGGUGAGGGGACAAGCUUGCUAAAUGCAGGAACCUGUCUACGCUUGAUAAGUGUUGGUCAAAGACAGCAUUGUAGUCGAUCUUUUCUCAUUGACAACAAUACACCGUCAGUUAUGAGAAAAAAAAAGGUCGGAAAGCUGACAAUGGCCCACGUAACCACAUGCUUGAAAAACUUUACAGGAAAAAUCAAGUGUUUGGCAAGUUGACAGUCGUAUACGAUAAGAUGAGGGCAAGGUAAAAAAAAAAAAAGAACUGAUACGCAAUGAAGGUAUCGCUCGUGUGGUCGUGCUAGAGGGUAUAGCACGAUGAAUAAAAGACGAACAGGGACAUGAUUCCAAAGGCUCGUUCAAAGUGAGGCAUUAAGGGAAAAGGCAUCAAGUUUACAGAAUCGUCAGGGCAUUCUUAUGACGAGCAGGCCUAAGAUGCCGAUUCUUGGGUCUUGGGCAUUCAGAAAACGGUUUAAACGAGCUGUUGUCCGCUGGAUCUUGUCAUGAUUUCAUCAUCACGGCGCUUCUUGAUCACAGAUAACAACAUUGUGAAAUACGAAUGCAAGUGGGGGUUCCACAAAGAAAUACGGCUUUUGCUUGUGCAUGCUGUCUGAUGUUGAUCCCCAACGUUGGUAUUAGAUUCACUGCUUCAAGAAGCCGUUCAUCGAGAUAUACGUCGAUGAGGAACGGGCCUACCUUGCCAGGCUAAUAAAAAAGCAGUGAUAUUGUGCAGCUAAUUAACUUUUCGUGGCAUGAAAAGUUUGUCGGCGUACAGCAGAACUCGAAAAAAAAGUCCCAAAAGCCAUGGUUUAAUUAAGCACUGCUUGGCUCUCUGUUUUUAUUAAUUUAUUCGAUAGGCAGUGUAUUUACAAGCCAUUCUUGCAGUGUUUUCUUGUUUGGGUGUUUGCUUUACGAGUAUAUUGAGGUAGAGUUUGCAGAGAACCCACAUACGCGACCUAGACUUAUUUUUCAAUCAUCGCUAGAAGAUUGCGCCCACAGGCCAUUUGGCGAGAACUUGGUCAGGCACUUAUUUUGUGAUGACAGGGACUGGGCUCUACUAUCAAUGUUGCGCUAUUGAAACCAUACAUGUUCGCGUCUGUUAAAAUCACGAUGAUAAAAUGCGCCUUUUCACCAUCGUUUGUAUAGUCAAUCCUUAGUUUACAGGCUGCCAUGGAAUUCAUUUUGUACACAUCGGCAUUUAUAGUACGCUCAGUACAAUGGUAUUUUCGAGUGAGUCGUUCAGUAUAGAUCCGUCUGCGCACCAGCGACAUGGUUGAGCCACUAACACAAACAUCAUAAUACUACUUAUAAUAACUGUAUUGUUUCCCUUUCAAUGGAUAUAAAAUAUGAUUGAAAAAUCGUGACGUGGGUUUGCGGUAGUACUUGAGCGAACUCUAUAAAAGGACUCAACUGCAGCAUAAACUGCAACGUUAAUGAAGCCAGUCACACGAACACUCAUUUUAAUAAAUCCUUUAUAGCAUCUUGAGUCCAUGUGAUAUCUUCUGCUGCCUUUGUUCGACCACCGUUAACUCGCGAUAAAAGCUCAAUUUCAAGUGCCUGAAAGAGUCAGGAGUGCAAAUUCGCAUGCGUAGUGGUCCAUGCUGAAUAAGAGGACAGCUCGAGAAAUUCUUGAAGCGGGGACAGAUUUUUUUUCCACGCAACAUUAAACAAUUUUGUGACACUUAGGACAAAGUUGGAUGAAGACAUCGACAUUGUCUACCAGGUAUAGCCGUACAAAUACGGCGAUGUAUGAGCGCGUGCUCUUUCUGUUUUACUGUUUUUUUUUUUUUUACGUUGAGUGUGAAACCUGUGUGUCUGAGCGUACAUUGUAGUCAGUAUUUAUAUCGGUGCGCAGGACGCCUUCGUGGUAUGUGGAAUUCCUCCAUUCCUUCAUCUAUUCCUUUUUUUUUACUCGAAACACGCGUAUUUUCAUAUUCCUGUACCAAAUGUCACCGAGGUUCCUGUGGCCGUGUUGUCAUGCCAUAGAAUAAAGUUGCUCCUUUUUAUUUUU
Dermacentor silvarum is the source of this 4580-nucleotide messenger RNA. RefSeq lists its product as uncharacterized. Gene Ontology annotation, molecular function: serine-type endopeptidase activity. The record is from RefSeq and is a predicted model, not a curated record. NCBI's taxonomy places the organism in Eukaryota, Metazoa, Arthropoda, Arachnida, Ixodida, Ixodidae. The transcript is spliced from 12 exons. Gene Ontology annotation, biological process: proteolysis. Bases 28 to 2367 code for a protein of 779 amino acids.